Messenger RNA from Zingiber officinale, 2152 nucleotides. RefSeq names its product protein DETOXIFICATION 48-like. The coding region runs from base 24 to 1679 and encodes 551 amino acids. Gene Ontology annotation, biological process: xenobiotic detoxification by transmembrane export across the plasma membrane. The record is from RefSeq and is a predicted model, not a curated record. The transcript is spliced from 2 exons. NCBI's taxonomy places the organism in Eukaryota, Viridiplantae, Streptophyta, Magnoliopsida, Zingiberales, Zingiberaceae. Gene Ontology annotation, cellular component: membrane. Gene Ontology annotation, molecular function: xenobiotic transmembrane transporter activity; antiporter activity.
UUGAAGAGGCAGCAAAGAACGAGAUGUGCAACGCCACUCCACCCUCCUCUCCUCCCCCUUUCCCUUCGCUUACCAAAUCUCAUCUUUUGAACAGCACUCCUGAUGAUCUCCAUCGCCCUCCGAGUGUUUCUGAGUUAGCGGAGGAGGUGCACGCGAUCGGUAAGAUAUCGGUGCCUGCCGCCGCUACCGGGCUCAUGCUUUACUCACGCGCUAUGAUCUCGAUGCUCUUCCUCGGGCACCUCGGCGAGCUGGAACUGGCCGCCGGUUCGUUGGCGAUCGGGUUCGCCAACAUCACCGGCUACUCGGUGCUGUCCGGGCUAGCGAUGGGUAUGGACCCCAUCUGCGCGCAGGCCUUCGGCGCCAACCACCUCAAACUCCUUGGUCUCACCCUGCAGCGCGCCACUCUGCUGCUACUUUCUGCCUCCCUUCCCAUCUCCCUCCUGUGGCUCAACGCCCGAGCCAUCUUGCUCCGCUGCGGCCAGGACGAGCAAAUCUCCUCCGCUGCCCACGUCUUCAUCACCGCCGCCACGCCCGACCUCCUCCUCCUCUCCUUUCUUCAUCCGCUCCGCGUCUUCCUCCGUGCGCAGAACAUCACCCUGCCCGUCACCUACUGCUCCUUCUUCUGCGUCACUCUACACGGUCCGCUGACUUACCUUCUGGUGGUGCGCCUUCGCCUCGGCAUCGCCGGCGUGGCUGCUGCCAUGAUCUGGACCAACCUCAACCUCCUCGUCUGUCUGUUACUCUUCCUGUUCUGCUCCGGCGCGUGCCGAGACACCUGGCCCGGCGGCCCCUCCGCCGACUGCCUUCGUGGAUGGCCAGCGCUUCUCCGACUUGCUGCGCCGUCGUGCGUGUCGGUCUGCCUCGAGUGGUGGUGGUAUGAGCUCAUGAUCCUCCUCAGCGGCCUCUUCGCGCACCCCCGCGCCGCCGUCGCCUCGAUGGGCAUCCUCAUCCAGACCACCUCCCUUGUGUACGUCUUCCCCUCCGCGCUCAGCUUCGGCGUCUCCACCCGCAUCGGAAACGUGCUCGGUGCUAACCGCCCUGACAAGGCCCGCGCUGCGGCAGUGGUGGGGCUCGCCUGCGCUGUCGCGCUCGGCCUCGCGGCUACCGCUUUCACGGCGUCGAUGAGGCACCAGUGGGGGCGGCUGUUCACCCUCGACGAGGAGACACUGAAACUCACGGCCCUCACGCUUCCCAUCGCCGGACUCUGCGAGCUCGGGAACUGCCCGCAAACGGUGGGCUGCGGCGUGCUUCGAGGGAGCGCGCGACCUGCCACCGGUGCCAAUAUCAACCUAGGUUCCUUCUACCUGGUGGGGAUGCCCGUCGCCGUGCUUCUUGGCUUCAUCGGAAAGAUGGGUUUGCCGGGCCUGUGGGUGGGACUCCUCGCGGCGCAGGCCUCGUGCGCAGCUCUCAUGGCCUUGACCCUCGCUAGAACGGAUUGGGUGGCGGAGGCAGAGCGAGCCAGAGAAUUGACCAAUUACUCUACUUCUCCUUCGACCAUUCCAAUUUCUGUUCCUGAUUCUAACCACAUACUUGAUAACACAACGGCUCUGUCUCCUAAUUCCAUAGAAGCAGAGAAGAAACCGACAACUCUACAAGACGUCUUAUACAUGAUUCAUAAUGAUGUGAAGACGGCAACUAGUGACUCAGAAACAGCUCCUCUCGUCCUCUCUAUCGAUUGAACUGAGUUCAUUAAAAAAAAAAAAAAAAACUCCCUUUGGUUUUAUAGUCAGGAUUUUGCUAGUGAAUAAUCCCACUGAUUCCUCUGUUUUUCUAAAAAUAUCUUCUUUUUUCCCUUUGAUUAACGAACUGAAAAUGCAACUAAAAGUAAUGAGAGGAAGAACAGAGACAGCGACCACAAAAAGUUGCAACUUUUCACGUUGAAUGCUUACUUCCCGUGCUGUUCACAAACCCGAAAGUAGUGCUGCAGUCACUUUCGGCAUUUGUACUUGGCCAUAGUGUCUUUAACAAGCUUCCUACAUCAUCCUGUCUACAGAUGCUUCUCCGCCUUAAAAAUUUAGCUGCAAUUUCAACAAAAUGUGCUUGUGUGUUGUUGCUUCACUCGGUGUGUAACAUACUUAGGCUUGAACGCUCCACUUUUGCUUUCUAACAUUGAACAUUCUGUGGCCCUGGUUUCCUUCAACAAGAAAUAUCU